Molecule: messenger RNA, 6038 nt
Organism: Drosophila montana
Lineage: Eukaryota; Metazoa; Arthropoda; Insecta; Diptera; Drosophilidae
Gene: Spt6
Product: Spt6
Exons: 6
Coding region: 120-5813 (1897 amino acids)
Biological process (GO): transcription elongation-coupled chromatin remodeling; transcription elongation by RNA polymerase II; nucleosome organization
Cellular component (GO): transcription elongation factor complex
Molecular function (GO): DNA binding; nucleosome binding; histone binding
Source: RefSeq, a predicted model, not a curated record
UUUGUGCUUCUUCAUCUUUGCGUUUUUUUUUUAUUGUGACACUGCAAGCGACAUUUAUUGUGUGUUAAUUUUAGUUAAAUUCGUUUUUAGCAUAUAAUUUAGUUAUUUAAUUUAUUACAAUGGCUGAAUUUCUGGACUCUGAAGCCGCUGAAUCGGAGGAUGAGGAAGAAUUGGAUGUGCAUGAACGGAAAAAACUAAAAAAGCUAAAAGCUGCUGUGUCCGACAGCAGCGAGGAAGAGGAAGAUGAUGAGGAGCGUUUGCGUGAGGAGCUUAAGGAUCUAAUUGACGACAAUCCCAUUGAGGAGGAUGAUGCCAGCGAAAAUGAUUCGGACACUGGCAGCGGAGGUGACGAGGAUGGCGGCAGUGGCAAAAAGCGUAAAAAGCAUGAGGACGAUGAUCUGGACGAUCGUUUGGAGGACGACGAUUACGAUCUGAUCGAGGAGAAUCUGGGCGUUAAAGUUGAACGACGCAAACGUUUCAAACGCCUGCGACGCAUUCACGACAACGAAAGCGACGGCGAGGAGCAGCACGUGGACGAGGGACUCGCGCGCGAACAAAUCGCUGAGCAGCUAUUUGAUGAGAACGAUGACCAAAGCAUCGAAAGACGCAGCGAGCGCAGCAUUCGGGAGGCAGAUACCUUCGAUGACGAGGACAGCGAAUCGGAUGCCGAUGAUUUUAUUGUGGAUGACAACGGUCGUCCCAUUGCCGAGAAGAAAAAGAAACGUCGACCCAUCUUCACAGAUGCCUCACUGCAGGAGGGUCAGGAUAUAUUCGGCGUUGACUUUGACUAUGACGAUUUCUACAAGCCCGAGGAGGAUGAGUACGAGGAGGAUUCGGAGGGCGAUGAAUACGAUGAGGAUCUGCUGGGCGGCGAUGAUUUUCGUGCGGCUAAAAAGAAGAAGUCACCGAAAAAGAAGGCCAUCAAAAAGACAAUCUUCGAUAUAUACGAGCCGAGCGAACUGAAGCGCGGCCAUUUCACAGACUUGGACAAUGAGAUACGCAAAACGGAUAUACCGGAGCGCAUGCAGCUGCGCCAGGUGCCGGUGACAGCGGUGCCAGAGGGCUCCCAUGAGCUGGACGACGAGGCCAAUUGGAUAUAUCGCUUCGCCUUCUGCAAACAGACCGUAUCCGAGCAGGAGAAGGCCGAUAAUCGCGAGAAGAUGCGCAAACCGCCGACGGCUGUGAAUAAAAUAAAACAGACGCUGGAGUUCAUACGCAACCAGCAGCUGGAGGUGCCGUUCAUAGCGUUCUAUCGCAAGGAGUAUGUGAAGCCCGAGCUGAAUAUCGAUGAUCUGUGGAAGGUCUACUACUACGAUGAGCGCUGGUGCCAGCUCAACGAGCGCAAGAAGAAGCUGAAGCAGCUGUUCGAGAAGAUGCGACAAUUCCAGCUGGAAACCCUCUGCGCCGAUCCCGACAAACCGCUGCCCGACGAUGUGCGUCUAAUGCUGGACAGCGACUUCGAGCGCCUCAACGACGUCCAGUCCAUGGAGGAGCUCAAGGAUGUGCACAUGUACUUUCUGCUCAACUACUCCCACGAGCUGCCCAAAAUGCAGGCCGAGCAGCGACGCAAACAGCUGCUGGAGAAACGCGAGCAACGCGCACGCCGUCAGGCAGCUGCCAAUGCGGGCAGCGAUGGGGAGACAACCGGUCCGGAUGCCGUUGUCCCAGAGAGGCCGGACAAUAUUGUCGAGCUGGACGAGGCCGAGGAGCUGGAACUGGCCGCCGACGAGCAGCUAAAACAGGCGCCCAACAGCAGUCCCUAUGCGGUGUUCCGCAAGGCGGGCAUCUGCGGCUUUGCCAAGCAUUUCGGUCUAACGCCCGAACAGUUUGCCGAAAAUCUGCGCGACAAUUAUCAGCGCAACGAGGUCAACCAGGAGAGCCUCAGUCCCACAGAGAUGGCCAAGCAGUAUCUGUCGCCGCGCUUCAUGACCGUCGACGAGGUGCUGCAUGCCGCCAAAUAUGUGGUCGCACGCCAAUUGGCGCAGGAGCCGCUGCUCCGCAAGACCAUGCGCGAGGUGUACUUCGAUAGGGCGCGCCUCAAUAUACGUCCCACCAAGAAUGGCAUGGUGCUGAUCGAUGAGAAUUCGCCAGUGUAUUCGAUGAAAUAUGUGGCCAAGAAACCGGUCGGUGAUCUCUUUGGCGAUCAAUUCAUUAAGCUGCUCAUGGCCGAGGAGGAGAAGCUGCUGGAGAUUAAGUUCCUGGACGAAUUCGAGGGCAAUGCGAAUGCCAAUGGGCCGCCCGGCGAUUAUGUGACCGAGGCGACGCAGCUCUAUCAUCUGGAUCAGUUUGCGAAGAACGUGCUCGAGUGGAAUGCGCUGCGUGCCGAGUGCGUUCAGCUGGCAUUGAAGAAGUGGGUCAUACCCGAUCUGGUCAAGGAGCUGCGCGCCACACUGCACGAGGAGGCGCAACAGUUUGUGCUGCGCUCCUGCAUAGCCAAGCUCUACAAAUGGCUAAAGGUGGCGCCCUAUAAGCCAGAGAUGCCGCAGCAUCACAAUUUCGAGGAGUGGAGCACCUUGCGCGGCAUACGCGCCAUGGGCCUCGCUUACGAUCCGGAUCAGUCGGUGGCCGCCUUCUGUGCGAUCGCCAGCCCCGAGGGCGAUAUUUCUGAUUAUCUGCGUCUGCCGAGCAUACUUAAGCGCAAGAACUCGUACAAUGCCGAGGAGAAGGCACAGAAGCUGGCCGAUUUGCGCAAGCUGAGCGACUUCAUCAAGAUGAAGAAGCCGCACGUUAUUGUGAUUGGCGCCGAGUCGCGGGAUGCCCAAAUGAUACAGACGGACAUACGCGAGAUACUCAAAGAGCUGGAGGCGAACGAACAGUUUCCGCCCAUCGAGGUGGAGAUCAUUGACAAUGAGCUGGCCAAGAUCUAUGCGAAUUCCAAGAAGGGCGAAGCCGAUUUCAAAGAGUAUCCGCCGCUGCUCAAACAGGCCGCAUCCUUGGCACGCAAAAUGCAAGAUCCCCUCGUCGAAUAUUCGCAGCUGUGCGAUGCCGACGACGAGAUACUCUGCCUGCGCUACCAUCCGCUGCAGGAGCGUGUGCCCCGCGAACUGUUGCUCGAACAGCUCAGCCUCGAGUUCAUCAAUCGCACCAGCGAGGUCGGCCUCGACAUCAAUCUAAUGGUACAGAAUUCCCGAACGGUCAAUCUACUGCAGUAUAUCUGCGGUCUUGGGCCGCGCAAGGGUCAGGCCCUGCUCAAGCUGCUCAAGCAGAGCAAUCAGAGGCUCGAGAAUCGGACACAGCUCGUCACCGUCUGUCAUCUGGGACCGAAGGUGUUCAUCAAUUGCAGCGGCUUCAUCAAGAUCGAUACCAGUUCGCUGGGCGACAGUACGGAGGCGUAUGUUGAGGUGCUGGAUGGUUCGCGUGUACAUCCGGAGACAUAUGAAUGGGCACGCAAAAUGGCCAUCGAUGCCAUGGAGUAUGAUGACGAGGAGACAAAUCCGGCCGGUGCACUCGAAGAGAUACUGGAAUCGCCCGAAAGACUCAAGGACUUGGAUCUGGACGCAUUUGCCGUCGAACUGGAACGCCAGGGAUUCGGCAGCAAGAGCAUCACGCUCUACGAUAUACGCAACGAGCUGAGCUGCCUCUACAAGGAUUAUCGUUCUGCGUACAUGAAGCCCAGCGCCGAGGAGCUCUUCGAUAUGCUGACCAAGGAGACGCCCGACUCGUUCUAUGUGGGCAAAUGUGUUACGGCCAUGGUAACGGGCUUCACAUAUCGCCGGCCGCAGGGCGAGCAGCUGGACAAUGCGAAUCCGGUGCGCAUCGAUGACUCGGACAGCUGGCAGUGUCCGUUCUGUCAUAAGGACGACUUUCCGGAGCUGUCCGAUGUAUGGAAUCAUUUCGAUGACAAUAACUGUCCGGGUCAGGCGUCCGGCGUGCGUGUUCGGCUGGAGAACGGCCUGCCCGGCUUUAUACACAUCAAGAAUCUGUCCGAUAAGCAGGUGCGCAAUCCGGAGGAGCGUGUCCGUGUCUCCCAGAUGAUACAUGUGCGCAUCAUUAAGAUCGAUAUCGAUCGCUUUUCGGUCGACUGCAGCUCCAAGUCGGCGGACCUCAAGGAUGUCAACAACGAAUGGCGGCCCAGACGAGAUGCGUUCUAUGAUUUUGUCACCGAGGAGCUGGACAAUCGCAAGGUGACCGACGCCAAGGCGAAGGCCAUGAAGCGCAAGACCUAUGCGCGUCGCGUUAUUGCCCAUCCGAGCUUCUUUAACAAAUCGUAUGCGGAGGUGAUUGCCAUGCUGGCCGAGGCGGAUCAGGGCGAGGUGGCGUUGCGUCCGAGCAGCAAGUCCAAGGAUCAUUUGACGGCCACCUGGAAAGUGGCCGACGACAUCUUCCAGCACAUCGAUGUGCGCGAGGAGGGCAAAGAGAAUGAGUACAGCUUGGGUCGCAGCCUGUGGAUUGGCACCGAGGAGUUCGAGGAUCUCGACGAGAUCAUCGCACGUCACAUCAAUCCCAUGGCGCUCGCUGCACGCGAACUCCUUCAAUAUAAAUACUAUAAACCGAACACGGCGGCGGCGAAUGUGAAUGAGCGCGACUUCAUGGAGCAGCUGUUGCGCGAGGAGAAGGGCCGUGAUCCCAAGAAGAUACACUAUUUCUUUACCGCCUCGAAGAGCAUGCCCGGCAAGUUUCUGCUCUCGUAUCUGCCCAAGACGAAGGUGCGACACGAGUAUGUGACCGUUAUGCCCGAGGGCUAUCGGUUUCGCGGCCAAAUCUUUGAUACCGUUAGCAGUCUCUUGCGCUGGUUCAAGGAGCACUGGCUCGAUACCACGGCGGGCAUGUCUAGUUCGGCGAGUGCCACGCCCUCUAGCAAUACGCCGACAAAUGCGCACAACAUGAUGCGACCACCGCCAUCCGCAUCGCUCAGCUCAAUAAGCGGCAUCGGCGGCGGCAUCGGCGCAUUCAGCAGCUCGGGCAGCAUCUCGGGCGGAACGCCGCGCAGCGGCAUCAGCAGCAGCGAUAUGCGCACCUCGAGCGCCUAUUCGGUAACGCAUUCCAUUGGCGGCGCCGGCUACGGCAGCAGCGCCGCCAGCAGCGGCCUCCCCAUCAAUCCCGCCGGCAUCGGACAUUACGGCAGUGGCAGCGGCACGGGCAGCGGCAGCGGCAGCACGCCCACAUUUGGUGCGCACAUCAAUACGCCGUAUACGCCGAGCGGCCAAACGCCGUUCAUGACGCCAUAUACGCCGCACGCCACACAAACGCCCCGCUACGGACACAACGUGCCCAGCCCCAGUUCACAGUCGAGCAGCAGCCAGCGGCAUCAUUAUGGCGGCACGCCCCGCUUCUAUGACAUGGCCAGCGGCAAUGCCUACAACAGCGCCAGCCUCUAUCACCAGCAGCAGCAUCCACACCACCACCAUCACCAGCAGCAGCAUCAUCACCAGCAGCAGCAGCAGCAGCAGCAGCAUCCACACCACCACCACCAGCAGCAGCAGCAACAGCAGCAACAACAGCAGCAGCAUCUGCAGCAACGUGCCAAAGAGAACCUCGACUGGCAGCUGGCCAAUGAUUCCUGGGCGCGUCGCAAGCCGCAACAUCAACAGCACCAACAUCCACAGCAGCAGCAGCCACAAGGGCCGCAGCAGCCACAACAACAACUGGGCCUGGCCAUGAGCCUGGGCCUGAGCAUGCCCAGCGCUGCUGGCUAUGGCGGCGCCGGAUCCACGCCCACAAAUGAGUAUCAUACGAGCAGCGGCAGUCGCGGCAUUGCUUUGGGCACGGGUAGCGCCUCCUCCAAGUCAUCGGUGCGCAGCACGCCGCGCACAAACACAUCGCCGCACUCCAUGAACCUCGGUGACUCGACGCCCCUCUACGAUGAGAAUUAGGACUCCCAAUUUUGGAUGGCAGACUGGGUGUGUGUGUGCUUGCGCGUGUGUCUGUAGUGUGUAUGUGUGUGUGUGUAUUGAUCUGGAUUUAAUUAUAUAUAUAUACAUAAUUAAUAAGUAUAUUACUCUGUACACUCACAAGUUAAGCAAACGGAAACUCAACGCAAACCCUAAGCAUUAAAAAGCAUUAAUAAAAUAAAUACACAACAAAAAGAUAAAUUCAAA